AUGCAAUCAGUGCUAGGCAAAGUCAUUGGCCCCAAGGAGGUCCACCCCGAGAACCUUGACGGUCGCGUCGCAGUCGUGACUGGUGGCGCACUCGGUAUCGGGUAUGAAGUCAGCCGCGCGCUAGCUCUUGCUGGCGUGAAAGUGAUCAUGGUAAACCGCAAAGAAGAGCAAGGAACCGAUGCCAUUGAAACAAUCAGGAAGGAGAAGUCAGAUGCUCAAGUCGAGUGGAAGCACUGCGAUAUGGGCAACUUGAACGAAGUCAAGAACGUUUUCACCGAGAUUCGCAACUCGCUGGAUCGCCUUGACUUCCUCGUGCUCUCAGCAGGUAUCAACACCAACCAGUACGGCACAGAUGCAGACGGCAUUGACCGCCAUUUUGGCGUCAACUGGCUCGGGCAUUUCUAUGUCUGCAACCAGCUGUGGCCGCUACUGCGCAAGACAGGCAAGCUGGGCGAGAAGCCAGCACCCAGGGUGGUGUUCGAGGCGAGUGAGAUGCACCGCACUGCGCCGUCCAACGUGCACUUUGCCAGUCUGGAUGAGCUCAACAAUCCCGACAUUGGGCCCACACAGUUGUACGGACGUACAAAGCUGGCUAUGAUCUUGGGCGCUAAGUACGGGCUGCGAGACCGCGUUAUCAAGCCCAACAGCGAUAACGUAUACGCGUUGAGUGUGCACCCUGGCGCCGUCAACACAGCAAUGCAACAGCAAUGGAAAGACGCCUAUCCAGGUAUCACCGGCGUGCUCCUCACCAACGCCAUGCUGACGAUCGGGCGGUCUCCAGAACAAGGCUCUUACAGCGCGCUGUGGGCGUUGACAGAUCCUUCGAUUGAGGAGAAGGAUCUCAACGGGUACUACUUCGCGGACCCCGGGCAGCCGGGCAAGGAGACAGCGCAGGCUAGUGACCCAGCACUGGGCGCCGCGCUCUGGGAUCUGAGUACGCGUCUCGUGAAGGAGAAGGUUGGCGACGACGCACUACUGGACUGGAAUGCGGAGGGAAAGAAGAACUAA
Molecule: messenger RNA, 1008 nt
Organism: Ascochyta rabiei
Lineage: Eukaryota; Fungi; Ascomycota; Dothideomycetes; Pleosporales; Didymellaceae
Exons: 3
Coding region: 1-1008 (335 amino acids)
Source: RefSeq, a predicted model, not a curated record